GAUUCAGUGCGUGUCGGAUCUCCCCUGUGAGCGCGUGUGCAUCACACACACAGAGACACACACAGAGAAUCUGAGCGCGUGUGCAUCACACACACAGAGACACACAGAGAAUCUGAGCGCGUGUGAUUUAUCACAUCUGCUGUGAUCUGACGGCAGGACAGAACGAGACCUCAUCUCCAGACUGCUACAAUUGAUUUGUGAAACCUGAGUUCAUCUAAAUCUCUCACACACACACACACACACAGGUGUGAGGUUGUGAUCAUGGCAGAAGCAGAUCUGUCGUCUCCUGUGGACGCGUCCCUGUGUUCUCCUCAAGCAGCACCGCUCUCGCUGUCGUUCCCCUUCAGGAGAGAGAGCAGUCAGGUGCUGGAGAGAGGAACCCCGCCGCCCGCAGAGUUACCCAGCCCGCUGCCCACCAAACGCACACGCUCGUACUCAGAGACUAUGCGUGCAAACGCAGGUCCCGUCUUUAAGGGUGUGUGUCAGAACUUUUGGAAGCCUCAGGGUCACGGAUUCAUCAGACCGUCUAACGGUGGUGAAGACAUCUUUGUGCACAUCUCAGAUGUGGAGGGUAAUUAUGUGCCCUUGGAGGGAGACGAGGUGACGUACAAGAUCUGUCCCAUCCCACCCAAAAACCUGAAGGUCCAUGCGGUCGAGGUGACCAUCACCCACCUGAAACCAGGAUGCAAACAUGAGACCUGGUCAGGCCAGAUCUUCAGCUCAUAGAACCUGAGCGACCGCUGCGCGUGUGUGCGUGGAUGCGUGUGUGUGCAUGUAGGCAGAGAUGGGCACUCAAGUCGCAUUUAAAAUGACUUCAGACUGGACUCGACUCCACAAAAAGGACUCGGGAAUAUUGAAAAAAACGGAUUAUUUGAUUUACGAAAGAAUACAACGGUAAAUAGAACUUUUAUCAUAGAAUUUUCUGCGUAAACUUCAGUCACAUGAAUCAUGGCGGGAGCCUCGGCAUCAUGUGUCGCGUUCGGUUUUAUUAAUCUUUCAGAAUCAGGAACUUUGGGAAGAUCGGCUAAAUGGAAAAUGAGGGAAAAUAACUAGACACCAGAACAACAACAUCAAACUUUAUUGGGCUUCUAAGAAUGCAUACACAAAGGUUAGUCACGUAUAGCAAGCUGUCAUACGGUGAUGUGACCGCACGGGAAUUUAGGAUAUAAAAAAUUCACAAUAGUACUGUUUUUAUCAAUAUUGUCAAAGAAUGUAAAUGUGGCUUUUUCUAAGUGCAUUGUAUGAGAGAUAAAGAAAAAUAUUGAUGUGUACAGUUUGUCCAGUAUUGUUUGUUUAUGUAACGUUGAUCAGCACGGAUGGUAUAAGUUUAUGCUGAAUUAAAUCAACUGGAAUAUUUUCUGAUAAAGUAAACUGGCGCCAUAUUGCGUCUCACUUGGCGGCUGCAAUGAUGUUUUUGAUAUUUUUGAAUUCUACUUUCCACUAUUUUGACUUGGACUCUGGCUGAAAGAAUUGUGAAUAUCUCUGCAUGUGGGUGUGAGGUGAUAUGUUUGCAGUAAAUGCAGCGCAUUGAUUUAGUAUCAUGCCGAUCAAAACUGCCAUUAAUCAGUUUAACAUUCACCUUAGAGCCAAUCAGAAUCAAGUAUUCAGACAGACCAUGGUAUAAAACAACAAAAUAGUGAUGCUGAUAUAUUUAAGAUUUCUCUGUGAAAGUCUUCUUUAGUUUAGACAGGCCAAACAUGUGUUUUCAUCUGGGACUAUACUGAAGACUUGUCUGUGAAACUGGGACAUUAAAAAAUAAAUGAUGAAUGACUUUA
Triplophysa dalaica is the source of this 1775-nucleotide messenger RNA. RefSeq names its product cold shock domain containing C2, RNA binding b (gene csdc2b). The transcript has 4 exons. Gene Ontology annotation, biological process: regulation of mRNA stability. The record is from RefSeq and is a predicted model, not a curated record. Gene Ontology annotation, cellular component: cytoplasm. NCBI's taxonomy places the organism in Eukaryota, Metazoa, Chordata, Actinopteri, Cypriniformes, Nemacheilidae. The coding region runs from base 262 to 726 and encodes 154 amino acids. Gene Ontology annotation, molecular function: mRNA 3'-UTR binding.